Molecule: messenger RNA, 2528 nt
Organism: Cygnus olor (mute swan)
Lineage: Eukaryota; Metazoa; Chordata; Aves; Anseriformes; Anatidae
Gene: ABLIM3
Product: actin binding LIM protein family member 3
Biological process (GO): lamellipodium assembly; cilium assembly; cytoskeleton organization
Cellular component (GO): actin cytoskeleton; stress fiber
Molecular function (GO): actin filament binding
Source: RefSeq, a predicted model, not a curated record
UGGGCUGUUUCUGUUCCCUGACACCCGAUCUGCCCUUCAGUGAAUGCAGAGCCUCUCUGAUGAGUGAGCCCCUCUGUCCCAUGCCCCGUUCUCCCUGCUCCGCAGGGUGCUGGCAUGCCGGCUUUCAGCCCGCCGCGUCUCCUGUUCCUGGUUCCCUACCAGCAAAGCCCCUACACCCCCGGGAGUGGCUCUUCCGUCAUCCAGUGCUACCGCUGCGGGGACACCUGCAAGGGCGAGGUGGUGCGCGUGCAGAACAAUCACUUCCACAUCCGCUGCUUCACCUGCCAAGUGUGCGGCUGCGACCUGGCCCAGUCGGGCUUCUUCUUUAAGAACCAGGAGUACAUCUGCACCCAUGACUACCAGCAGCUCUACGGCACCCGCUGCGACAGCUGCGGGGACUUCAUCACCGGAGAGGUCAUCUCGGCGCUGGGCAGGACCUACCACCCCAAGUGCUUUGUCUGCAGCACCUGCAGGAAGCCGUUCCCCAUCGGAGACAAGGUCACAUUCAGCGGGAAGGACUGUGUCUGCCAAAACUGCUCCCACUCGCUCAUCAGCACCAAACCCAUCAAGAUCCACGGACCCAGCCACUGCGCAGGCUGCAAGGAGGAGAUCAAGCAAGGCCAGUCCCUCCUGGCGCUGGAGAAGCAGUGGCAUGUCAGCUGCUUCAAGUGCCAAACAUGCGGGAUCAUCCUCACCGGGGAGUACAUCAGCAAGGAUGGAGUCCCGUACUGCGAGUCUGACUACCAUGCCCAGUUCGGCAUCAAGUGCGAGACCUGUGACCGGUACAUCAGCGGCAGAGUCCUGGAGGCGGGAGGGAAGCACUACCACCCCGCCUGCGCCAGGUGCGUGCGCUGCCACCAGAUGUUCACGGAAGGCGAGGAGAUGUACCUCACAGGCUCUGAAGUGUGGCACCCCAUCUGCAAGCAGGCGGCCCGAGCAGAGAAGAAGCUGAAGCACAGAAGGACGUCAGAAACCAUCUCGCCCCCUGGGUCCAGCAUCGGCUCCCCUAACAGAGUCAUCUGCGCUAAAGUGGAUAAUGAGAUCCUUAAUUACAAAGACCUGGCAGCUCUUCCCAAGAUUAAAGCCAUCUAUGAAGUGCAGCGUCCUGACCUCAUUUCGUACGAGCCCUAUCACAGAUACACGUCAGAUGAGACGCUGGAGAGAUAUAGCUAUGGGGAGUCCCUGGGGACCCUCUCCCCGUACUCGCAGGACAUCUAUGAGAGCUUUGACAUGCGGCAUGAGGCGAGCCCUCCAGCCCUGGCUACAUCGACUCUCCCCCCCUACAGCCGGCAGGGCAUGUCCCCUACAUCACCGAGGUCCCCCCACCACUUCUACCGCGUCAGGAAAUCCCCCACCUGCUCUGGCACACCUCCCCCUGGGCCGCAACCUGCCACAUGUCCCCGUCACCACCGCCAUGUGGGCCGUGCCCAGCUCGUCUACCACCACUGCUUAACGCCCGUUUUCUUCUGCCUCUCAUUCUCUCUCUGGUCACUUAUGGCUGCUCCUGCUUGGCACCGCAUAGGCACAGAAAGCGGGCGCAGCUCCCCCUACUAUAGCCAGUUAGAUGUGAGGUCUUCUACUCCAACCUCAUACCAAGCACCCAAGCAUUUCCACAUUCCAGCAGCCGGCGAGAGCAACAUCUACCGGAAACCCCCCAUCUACAAGCGACACGAUGACAUCCCUGCAGCCACCAAAAGCAAAACGAGUGAAGACAUCGCACAGUCGUCCAAGUACAGCCCUGCCUACUCACCAGACCCCUACUACCACUCCGAGUCGGAGUACUGGUCCUUCCAAAGCUCCCCUAAAGCCCCCCGGGCCCGGAGAUUCUCAUCAGGAGGCGAGGAGGAUGGGUACGAGCGGGGCAUGCACAAGAUCCAGAGCGGCAUCGGCAGGCUGAUCCUGAGGGAGGAGAUGAAGGCUCGCUCCAACUCUUACGCGGACCCCUGGACGCCCCCUCGCAGCUCAGCCAGCAGCAGAGAAGCCCUGCACACGGCUGGCUACGAGGGUUCCCUCAACGGCUCCCCCCGGAUGCACUACCUGGCUGACAGCGACCCCCUCAUUUCUAAGUCGGCCUCCCUCCCUGCCUACAGGAGGAAUGGGUUGCACAGGCCUCCCAGCGCGGAGCUUUUCCACUAUGACAGCACCAACGCCGUCAACUGGGGGAUGCGAGAGUACAAGAUAUACCCCUACGAGCUGCUCCUGGUGAAGACGAGGGGGAAGAACCAGCUGCCCAAAGAUGUGGACAGGACUCGGUUAGAGCGCCACCUCUCCCAGGAGGAAUUCUACCAGAUCUUUGGCAUGACCAUCGCUGAGUUCGACCGCCUGGCCCUCUGGAAGAGGAACGAGCUGAAGAAGCAGGCUCGGCUGUUUUAAAAGCAGUGCACUAUAAAUAUAUACAUACCUAUAAAUAUAUACAUAGAAAGAUCUCUAUAUUGCAGCUCUGUAUGAUUCUCAGUACUGUACGUGGCAGAGGCGCCCUCUGCACCCCUGAGAGUGAAUUGGAAUCUCACAGAUAAUUUUAUGCUCUG